GUAUUUUCGCCUCUGUGUGCCACACGGGUGAAGGAGCAUACAGUCUAAGACGACGUUUAAUGCAUGUCGUCUCAUCAAUUGCACGGACGAGUCACCAACGGUCCAUCUGCUAGCAUAGCAAACUCAUUUUAUAUUAUAUACUGUACAUAUAUCGUUGUCUUUACCACCUUCUCUUUACUCUCACCGGUACACAUCCGUGAGCAGAGCACUUCUCGGGGCAUCGUUACGCACAUACACACACACACACACACACACGUGCGUGCCUCAUCGCUGCACUGGGCACCUGCUCCCAACUGCUUCCCCACUUUCUUGCCUCAGCUAUAUCUACAUAUAUAUAUUUAUAUAUGGAUAUCUGUUUUUCUUUCUCUUUCAUAGAACUGUAGGCGUACGUUUCUGUUUUAGCUCAAUUUCGCUGUGCUGCCCCUUUUUCCGUUUCUAGCGGUGCCUCCGCUGUGCCAAGAGUUGUGUCUCACCGGCCGUUGACCUCAUCCGGCAACUUUCGGGGUUUCUCUCCGAGGGUAAUCUAUUUUGGUUUUCUGGUCUUUGCUCGAACACUUCUAGAGCGCAUUUGAACCGCUUACACCCCUCUCUCCUCAGCGCACCCCACGCAGAGGCACGCCAUGCUUCCGCAAAGCGCAUCUGGGCAGCGACCCACCGCUGGCAGCAACGCCCCUCUCUACGCGGCUUCAUAUCUUUCCUCGACCCCCAGCUCCUCUGUCCAGGCGCCUUUCCAAUCUUCCAGUACGCACGGCGCCAUGCCACUCUCCGCUGGCCCAGCCAUCACUUCAACUCCUUUCGCGCAGUCACCGUACAUCCCAGGACGGAUACCUGACCCGUCUACGCAACACAGCUACGGUGCCGCCUCCCCAAGCUUCACCUCCUCCACACAUCCCCUUCUUCGCUCCUCCAUGGCGGACAACUCGACUCUGUCAACGCAUUCCACUGCAUCUGCGUCGGCCGCUGCCUCGCGCAUUGAAGUGCGCAACGUGGCGGAGUUGGUGCGACAGCUGGCGGAAUCGCGCCACACCGCACGUCAGCUUCAGCAGCGACUGCACCAGGCGGAGGCUUCGACUAUGGUGGACGCCGCUGUGUCGACCGACGAUGGCAAGUGCAGUGGGACUGCACAGGAACAGAGUAGCACUGGUGAGAGAACAUUAGCAGCGUCACCGCUGCCCCCGCCUGCCUCAUCACUUCCUCCACCUCCCGACUCACCAGAGAAGCAGCAAAGACCCCGGAAACGUCCUGACGGCAUCCGACGUCGUCGCGGAGCCGACGCACGCGAGACCUCGCCAUCGCGAAGACGCCCUUCGUUGCCGUCCACCGCGGAUGCUGAGGGCGGCGACUUCCUUCUCUCUCCCAGCUCUGUCUCCCCUUCCUCGUCUUCGUCGUCGUCGCUGCUGUCUACGAGCACGUUCUUGUCCACCAGCGGUCUCAGCUCCAUCGCAAGCGCUGGGGCAGCGGUGUCUCUGCCGCACGCACGUCGCGAUGCCUCGACGCCGUUUUCUGUCCACUCAACGAGACAGGAGGAGAAUACAUCUCCUGGGAAACGAAAAGCCCACCAACGCGUACACGCGGCAAGAGAUGCUGACCAAGAUGGCAGUCGCUGCCGUGAACCGUCUCGCUCGAAGAGGGACACACAAUCGUCACCGAAGGCCGAUGAGAGCCGCAGCGCCGGUGCGGCGCCGGUGGCAAACAGUCUCCGCGAAAGGAGGGAGUUGUCGCACCGCUCCGCGCAUCGCCACACGUCUCGAACAGCUAGUAGGCACAGAAGAGUGAAGGGAACGGCGAGGGAGACACGCAAGCAUCUCAGUGGAGGCGUCGCCGCCAACCCGCCGGCCUCGAGGCACCGCCACCGCCACCCCGCGAGGCACGACACGUGUGCGCGAGCAAGUCGAAGUCCGUCCGCCCAUCGUCAACGCCAUCGUCAUCCUCAGCUCCGUUCUCCACCAGGUCACCAUGCGACGUCCCUCUCGGAAAACCACCAGCGAGAGCAGGAGGCGAAGGAAUUAAAACGCGCACGGCGGUGGCAAAGGCGCUACUACGAUUUGAUGUCGCAGUACGCGGAUGAGACGGCCCAGCGCGAGGCAGAGCUCGCGGACAUACACGACCUGAUUGAGUACAUGAGCUGGGAACAGGAUCGCUCGUGUCUCCGUCAUCGGCUGCACACCUCGGCGGCGGCCAUCACCGAUGAACACGGAAAGCGGGAUGCGGUGGUGACAGAUGCAAACAAAGAUGGAGAGCAGGUCCACAAAACGCCAACGAGGCGGGAGACUCGAGGGACGUCGCCGCAGCGGGCGGUGCCUUCUUCCGCGACGGGAGAGGCCGUGGGAGAAAGCGGUGGUGUGCGCGAUCCAAAGGGUGCGGACAACGGGAACGGUUCCUCCACACCUUCAAGGCACCUCAGUACCCAAGCGGAGUGGCGCCGUUCGCCCCACAAGGCGAUACACGCGCCCCAACACAGCGCAGCAGAUCACUCACAUGAUGACGAAUCGAAGAAGUCAUCGGUGGCGGGUGAAGAGGAGCACAGCGAUGGAUCGUCCAGCAGUGACGGGGCUCCGAACGGCGUCGGAGAAGGUGAUAUUGACAAAGGUACGACGACCGCCACCGAGUACGUGCGGUCGUUGCGCAACGAGGCAGAGGCGUGGCGACUGCGCUGCCUGGAACUUCUGCAGCGGCAGUCGGCGCCCAACCCAGACUUCAUGAAACUUUCGAGUGCAUCUUACCACGAAACCUCACACGCCGAAUCCGUGCUGCUCGAAGGGACGUCGAGCAUGGUGGCGAUGCCCCCACCUUUGCCGCCGCGACCGCAGCAGCGCAGCUCUCGCGACAGCACCGAAGGGACAUCACAUCAGCCGGCAGACCUGGCGGUGAGCUGUGACAGCUCAGUGACGCCGCGAACACGGGAGGCUGAGUGUGGGAAGGGAAGAGCUAGUCAAGGUGGAAAGGAUAAGUAUCACGACACCGAAGCGGCACCGCCGUCCACUGUGGACAGUCCACCACCGCGAUUGUCCCGUGUCCAGUAUCAGCGUGUCACGGCCGGCACCAACACCUCGCCUCCUUUUCCUUCCGCAUUGACGUCUGCCCUUCCGGUGAACUCCUCCCCAGGCAACUCCGGUCUGCCGGCGUUAUUAUCAUCAUCAUCAUCAGCUGCUGCUGCUGCUCCGCAACUGCACCGCUACGCACCUCCGCCAGAGCUGCCAGCGUCUGCCCCGUCCCAGAGGGAAAGCGCGCGGCCUCCCACCGCGUCUGCGGCCGCCAUGCACGCCCUCUACCUCGCCACCGAGCAGCGUUAUGUGGACCUGUCGCCGCUGUCGUCCGCCGGCUCCCCGCAGCGGCCGCCGCUUUUUGUGGGGCUGCCCGACUACCGUUCCGCCGAGCAGGGUUGGUACUCACCCAUGAAGUGGUCUGCCGCUACGGCUGCUGCCGAGGCGGAGGUGGAGCCGGAUGUGUCACAUCUGUUUUCUUCUCCUCAGCCUGCACACGUGCAUCUUCAGCCACCCUUCUCGCCGUACGGACCGGCGCUAUUCCAAGCAACGCCCCUGACAUCGCCGGCUACAACGGCUGAGAUGGUCGUUGCACGGGAGCAGCUGGAGCGGGACAUACGGCGGCACGAUCAGCUGCUAGCUGCUAUUGGCAAGUUGCAAAAAACUGCCUCCGAGCACGCGGCGCGGCGGCUCGUGUGA
Messenger RNA from Leptomonas pyrrhocoris, 3683 nucleotides. RefSeq lists its product as hypothetical. The transcript has a single exon. Lineage: Eukaryota; Euglenozoa; Kinetoplastea; Trypanosomatida; Trypanosomatidae. The coding region runs from base 621 to 3683 and encodes 1020 amino acids. The record is from RefSeq and is a predicted model, not a curated record.